AUGAAGGCAGCAGUAUUGCGAGAAGUGAACCAACCGGUGGUGAUUGAGGACGUGCAGGUGGACGCUCCGGCGUCCCGCGAAGUGCUGGUGCGUACCGGAGCAUCAGGCGUGUGCCACAGCGACCUGCACUUUGUGGAAGGUUUGUACACGACGCCAAUGCCAUGCGUCCUGGGGCACGAGGCGGCUGGCAUUGUGGAGGCGGUGGGAGAUCAGGUUGGCUACGUGAAGCCGGGCGAUUCGGUCAUCAUGUGCCUCUCGGUGUUCUGCGGUAUCUGCGAAUACUGCAUGCGCGGCCAACCUUACCUGUGCACCAAGACUGCCGUGACCCGCGGCGCGAACGAUCCGCCCAGGCUGCGUCGGGACGGUGAGGCGAUUACCCAGUUCGCGCAGCUGGGCGCGUAUGCUGCCGAAAUGCUGGUGCAUGAGAAUGCUCUGGUCAAGGUGGACAAUGACAUACCGUUCCCCCAACUGGCGCUGAUUGGAUGUGGCGCUACCACCGGACUGGGCGCGGUGCUGAACACGGCGCAGGUUGAGCCGGGGAGCACCGUGGCGGUGGUGGGUUGCGGCGGCAUUGGCAUUCACUGCGUGCAGGCGGCGGCGCUUGCCGGCGCGUUGCGCAUCAUCGCCGUCGAUACCACCGAGGACAAGCUUUCGCUGGCCCGGGAGUUCGGCGCAACGGAUGUGAUCGACGCCAGUUCGGGCAACGUGGCGGAACGCAUCAUGGACCUGACCGACGGCGGCGUUGACUAUUCCUUCGAGGCCAUCGGACUCAAGCAGACCGCCGAGGACUGCUACAACAUGCUGCGUCCCGGCGGCGUCGCCACCAUCAUCGGUAUGGUACCGGAGGGCGUGAAGAUCGAGAUUGACGCCGGCAACUUCCUGCGCCGAGGCGCGCCAUCCAGGGUUGCACCAUGGGAUCCAACCGGUUCCGCACCGAUAUGCCCCGGUACAUGGAGUUCUACCGGCAGGGCCGCCUCAAGCUGGACGAACUGGUCAGCCAAGAACUGGCGCUGUCAGAAAUCAACAAAGCCUUCGCCGACAUGA
This is a messenger RNA of Geodia barretti, 1044 nucleotides long. NCBI's taxonomy places the organism in Eukaryota, Metazoa, Porifera, Demospongiae, Tetractinellida, Geodiidae. The record is from the annotation of a GenBank genome assembly.